GCCCAUGAAUAGAACCUGCCUCAGGGAGCCCACCUCGUUCCAGGAGGAUGAGAGUCAUGUGGAGCAGACAUGGACCCAACCUGCAGCUGGGAUGCUCCUAAAUCAGUCAAUCCUCAGCCAACCCACAGACUCAUGAGCAAGAGACAAAUGCUGCUUCUACCUAAAGAAAUACUGUAUUAAAAAAUUAGAAACCAACUCUUCUUGGCACCUCACCGAUCCUCACCCUUGGUGUCCCCAAGAACAAGAGGAAUUGUCAAAUCCUUCACCCACAUAACUGUCUUCAGGUCUCUGGAGAAAGCAGUGAAACAACACCUGAAUUUGUAUCUCAACAAGUUUUCCAGCUCAAGGUUGCAGGAGGAGAGUGCUGACACCCAGCAGAGGAAACUCAAAGUCUGAGUCGAGCCCGCACUCUGCAUGGAGAGUGAAACAUCUUUCAACCUAAUAUCAGAAAAAUGUGACAUUCUAUCCAUUCUUCGGGACCAUCCUGAAAACAGGAUUUACCGGAGGAAAAUCGAGGAACUCAGCAAAAGGUUCACCGCCAUCCGCAAGACCAAAGGGGAUGGGAAUUGCUUCUACAGGGCCUUGGGCUAUUCCUACCUGGAGUCCCUGCUGGGGAAGAGCAGGGAGAUCUUCAAGUUCAAAGAACGCGUACUGCAGACCCCAAAUGACCUUCUGGCUGCUGGCUUUGAGGAGCACAAGUUCAGAAACUUCUUCAAUGCUUUUUACAGUGUGGUGGAACUGGUAGAGAAGGAUGGCUCAGUGUCCAGCCUGCUGAAGGUGUUCAACGACCAGAGUGCCUCGGACCACAUCGUGCAGUUCCUGCGCCUGCUCACGUCGGCCUUCAUCAGGAACCGAGCAGACUUUUUCCGGCACUUCAUUGAUGAGGAGAUGGACAUCAAAGACUUCUGCACUCAUGAAGUGGAGCCCAUGGCCACGGAGUGUGACCACAUCCAGAUCACGGCGUUGUCGCAGGCCCUGAGCAUCGCCCUGCAGGUGGAGUACGUGGACGAGAUGGAUACCGCCCUGAACCACCACGUGUUCCCUGAGGCCGCCACCCCUUCCGUUUACCUGCUCUAUAAAACAUCCCACUACAACAUCCUUUAUGCAGCCGAUAAACAUUGAUUAAUUU
Symphalangus syndactylus (siamang) is the source of this 1129-nucleotide messenger RNA. It is a transcript of the gene OTUB2, whose product is annotated as OTU deubiquitinase, ubiquitin aldehyde binding 2. The record is from RefSeq and is a predicted model, not a curated record. Gene Ontology annotation, molecular function: cysteine-type deubiquitinase activity; ubiquitin binding. Gene Ontology annotation, cellular component: nucleus. Gene Ontology annotation, biological process: protein K48-linked deubiquitination; protein K63-linked deubiquitination; negative regulation of double-strand break repair. NCBI's taxonomy places the organism in Eukaryota, Metazoa, Chordata, Mammalia, Primates, Hylobatidae.